CUCAAAAAGUGCCGAGCUGACCAUCCAAGAUGCCAGAUGCCUGGGGAUCUCCCUAUGCCCACCAGGGUUAUCGACGUCGGGCUAGAAGGCGUCAGGGAACCAUUCUUGUUCGAGACAAAGGGAUCAGCCUGCAAAAAUAAGCCAUACAUUGCGCUCAGUUAUUGCUGGGGCUGGUGGGAGCAGCACCCGCCUAUGAAGACCGUCAAGAAGGAUUUCCCAGAGUUCAAGCUCAAGGCAAAUUAUCAAGAACACCUCGAGGCCAUCAAGUUCUCACAUAUGCCCAAGACGAUUCAAGAUGCAGUGACGAUCACCCGGAAGCUGGGCAUACAGUACUUGUGGGUGGAUGCCUUGUGCAUCAUUCAGCACGACGCGGAGGAGUGGAUCAGAGAGUCUGGCAAGAUGUGCGACGUCUAUUCAAACGCACUGCUCACCAUCUCAGCCACGCAAGCCGAGGGCUCCUCUCCGCUGGCCGCACGAGCGUGGUGCAUGCAGGAGAGUGUCCUCUCGAACCGGAUCUUGCACUAUACGUCCGACGAGAUGAUGUGGGAGUGCAACGAGGCGGGAUGGUGCGAGUGUGAGGGCUAUGACAUGUCCUUCUUCUGGAGGAACGUCUGGAGUAACUAUGUGCAUGUCUUCACGAGGCGGAGCAUCACCGACAAGAAGGACAAGCUUCCUGCAUUGUCGGGCCUGGCAAGGAAAUUUUCGGAUCUCUUGACCCGUCACCUGGGUCGCCAGCCCACAUACCUUGCGGGGCUCUGGGGCGACGAGUUACUGGUGAGGAGCCUUUGUUGGUAUGUCACCUACACGGCAGCCUCGUGGCGUUCCGACAACGGUACAAUCACUGGUGUGUACGAUCCCAGGCGUGCUGAGCCGUGGCGUGCUCCAACAUGGUCGUUUAUGUCAUUGGAUGCGCCCAUCUCACCGAUGGAUGCGCUUCGCGUAGAGAGUGCGGUGGAAGUUUUGGAGGCGACAGCAGAGCCCCUCGACCGAGCCGCCGAUCCGUUUGGACAGGUCGCCUCGGCCAAACUUGUUCUGCGCGGCCGGCUU
Cryphonectria parasitica EP155 is the source of this 1047-nucleotide messenger RNA. Its product is annotated as HET-domain-containing protein. The record is from RefSeq and is a predicted model, not a curated record. Lineage: Eukaryota; Fungi; Ascomycota; Sordariomycetes; Diaporthales; Cryphonectriaceae. The transcript has 3 exons. The annotation marks the transcript as partial.